This is a messenger RNA of Cajanus cajan (pigeon pea), 1213 nucleotides long. RefSeq lists its product as uncharacterized. The record is from RefSeq and is a predicted model, not a curated record. NCBI's taxonomy places the organism in Eukaryota, Viridiplantae, Streptophyta, Magnoliopsida, Fabales, Fabaceae.
UAAUCCUAAUGCAGCGGAACCACUCUCUGUUUUGAUACCCAAUAGAGAAAAAUCGAGAAUGGCGACGGCGAUGAGCAGCGUUAAAGAGAAGGAGAAAGGUGGGAGAGUGAAAUCGAAGCCACCAAUUGCAAGGGCGAAAGCGAAACGAAUAUGCUUCUCAUUCGCGGCAUACGCGAACGAGCUCCUAAACAGCCUGAAAUCGUCGAACAUGGUAAUCGAGAAAGGACUCUCGGAGGCGGAACUCACCAACAUAGAAUCUAAAUUAAGAUUCUCGUUUCCAGCGGAUCUUCGCGUGAUUCUCCAGCAAGGCCUUCCCGUUUCUCAAGGCUUCCCCAAUUGGCGUUCCUCUUCAACGCAACAGCUCCAAAUUCUUCUAAACCUCCCAGCAGCCUCCAUUCUCCGUCGGGUCGCAAAGACCCGAUUUUGGCACCCUUCCUGGGGCCCCCAGCCAUCCGACAUCACCCGAGCCGUGAGGGGGCUGUUAAACGACGCGCCGCCUCUCGUUCCCAUUUAUCGACAUUGUUAUAUCCCUUCCUCCACCGACGGUGCUGGGAACCCCAUUUUCUACAUUGACCAGGAUGGCCAAGUUUUGCUGCUAAGCUUCGACGUGGCGGGGUUCUUCCGGGAGUUUCUGGUGCGGGACUCGGAGGAGCCCGUGUGGGCGGCCACCGCGGCUAGAAGGGUCAGGUUCUGGUCGGAGGUGGCGGAGGCGCGCUGCGGGCGGUGGUGGUGGUGGGGCAGCGCCGUGGAGAAAGGGGUGGCCGGGUGCAUGGACAAGGCGGUGUGGCGGCUGAGGGAGGGUGGGUGGAGGGAGGAGGAGAUACGCGACAUGAUGACGCUGGAAGAGAAUCAGAAUCAGAAGAAGCACGAUUCCUUGAAUUUCAAAGACAAAGAGGGCGUCGCCUGGCACGUGACACUUUUGUCCUUGCUUUUGUUGCGUGCGGGCUGGUCCAGGGAGGAUGUCGUGUACUCGCUUGGGGUCCUUGGUGAUGAAGCCAAAUCAUCAGGACCACCAACACACUCUUAAUUAAUCAACCUUUUCACCUACACUUUUUUUUCUUUUUCCUUUUUUUUCUUAACAUAUAUAGAUUAUAGAAAUAGAAUACAUAUACAAGACCAGAAUUUAAUUUCUGAGUUUCUGUGGACUCCAUUUUUUUUAAUUGUAAAUUAAGUUUAAUUAUUAUUGAAGUAACUAAGACUGAUCUUAAUCCCU